AUGCUGGAGUCUACUUGCACGGACGGCAACUGUGGAUUGGAUGCAAUCAUAAGCAACUUGAAGCGCCUUGACUUGACGGAGCCUGCGCUGGCCCAGAAAGUACAGACGGUGUUGAACAAGAAGGACUUAAGUAGUGCAUGCCAGGUUCUUCGGUUGGGACUUCUUGUUUGGAUCAGGGACAACGAGCACCAGGAGAUUUUGCCUGACGUAACAUUGCUGGAUUGGAUGAGAAUGGAAGGAUACGACGGCAAAGCUGAUUAUAUCAAGGCAAUGAGACAAAAUGGUGAGUGGAUUGACACACUCAUGCUAUUUGCAGCCUCGACUGUUUUUCGGGCACAACUACUGGUUUUCCUGGAAGAUGGCUCAUCUCACGUCCUAGCUGCUCCAGAAGUACAGGCGAUGGCCUCCAGCCCAAUCUUCUUAUUGGGAAAUAUAGGCAACUUGCACUUCUAUGCUGUUCGUCCGCUACCAACGGAGGAGGCAGAUCCAUUGACUGCUGGGAGAACCCAACCAGAUUUGUUGCGCGAAAACUGCCCAGCUCAAGAUGAGUCGCUCUUUCGGCUUGCUGCCGCUCUCAUGGAUUGGAAUCCGUGGGAUGCGAGCAGUUCCAGUGACCUGCCAAAUCUUUGCGACGAGUUCGAAUCCUCGGGUCCGGGGGAUGUUCUGUCGAAGUCGCUGACAUGCCGCAGUGCACUUAAGCUGCUUCAACACGAAGCAGCGGACGCAGAGGCGGGGAUCGAUCGGAGCUACGCACUUGUCAUUGCGAAGAAUCAUCUGAACCGCUGGCGUGGCCGCUGUACCUUCGACAAGUCGCGGACGCUUUCCGCGAAGCUGUGUGUGGCAGGAAUUCAGCGGUCACUGGCGCGAAAUUGUCAACAGCACUCGAAGCGGCACACUUGUUUGGAGACUGUUCGGAAACACCCGACAAUUGUGCUAAAGUGGCGCAAACUCUUCUACGCACUUCCAAAGGCAGAUAGGGAGGAGAGGCUGCGCAACAUGUUUUUGCAAUCGAAGCAGGCGCAUGAUGCAGAGGACCCUGACUUUCGAACCGAGUACAGUGUGCUGGGGAUGAAGGUAUGCCGCAAUGCUUUCAUAAGUAUAACUGGUAUUCACGCUGACACGCUGCAGCGUGUGCGAAGUUCUGUUGCGCAAGGGGCUGUCCACGGCUGCAACAUGGGAGUUUGGAGAGCAAGACGUCGAAACAAGCAGAAACCGGCUGAUCAAAUAGCUGGCCUCAAGUAUUUUCUGAAGAUGUGGCGGACGGAGCUGCCGUGGAUAAAACGUCGACCAAGCGCCGGCCCCUUCACCCACUGCGGUCUCUGCGACUACUUGAAAUGGAUGAUGCAACAGAGCCGUGACAAAGCGGCUCGGGAGAGCGUGGCCGAAAUCUUGGGCGAGCACUUUGAGUUCCAAGCGGCCCAAAGGGCCUUCAUGUCACAGGUGUUCCAGGAGAGUGUAUCAGACCCGUCAGAGGUGCUUGCUGUGUCCUGGGACAAGAUGGAUCAAGCAAAAACGAUCGUCCCUCGCAUUGUCGCUUUGAGCAAUACGCAGUUUAUGAAAGGCGGCUCCCGCCUGGUGGUCUCCUUGAUUGGGGUCCUAGCGCCGGCCAUCCUGAAGCGCCCGUUGUUGUAUACGAUCUUGGAGGACCAAGUGCACGGCGCGGAUAUGAUUGCAAGCCUGAUGCUAGACGUCCUGCAAGAGUCUACUGAAGUCAUGGGCCAGCUGCCCCGGCGCUUGUUUAUUCAAGCAGACAAUACGAUCAAAGAGACAAAAAACACGAUAGCUUUGUAUGCAGCGGCCUGGCUGUUGGUGCAGUUGCGCGGCACGCGCUUGCAAUGCAUAGAGUUCGGCUAUUUGGUUGUAGGGCAUACUCACGACCUCAUCGACGCCAUGUUUGCGUAUGUCUCUAAGGCAUUGGCAGGCCAGGCACAAUCAUGGUUCCAGAAGCUGCGUGAGCUCCUCCAAGCUGGGAACAUGCAGACAUCUGGCGUGGACCAAUGCCUGGCCAUUCUGCACCAUGAGGAUGAAGACUUCCUCCCCUCUAAGCAAUCGGUGGGUGACCGCAUCGUCAAAAUUCGCCGCGCUGCAGAGCAACAGCAAAGAAAUGCUGGCGUGAACGGCGGGCUGGGCUUUUCUGAAGAGCUUCGCAAGGCGAUGAGUGCAGCGUUUCCGGGCUCUUCUGCGCAGAACCGUCCCGGGAGCACGGGCUUGCUGAGGGUCGUGGGUGCUCGCGCCGCGGCGGCCGAUUCCGGCUUUUGCAACGAUGAACUGGAGACCGGGAUGCUCGUCAUUUUCGAAUGUGGCAAGAACCGUCUUCUGCCUUGCAGGGUGGGGCGAAUCCUGCGAAUCAUGCGAGAGCAUUCUCGCGAGAGCAUGGCGAUCAUCGAGGUCUGGCGAGACAUCGCAAAGCCCGAGAAGUACGAACGCCCCAAUCUUUUUGGAACCUGGUCACCGCCCACCAAAGUGGCAGAAGUCUCUGCUGCGAAACGUCGAAGCCGAGGCUGUGCGCUGCAGCAUGUCAUUACGAUUCCGCUUGGAAAGGUGCUGGUUUGGCCUUUGACACUCGAGGCAAAAGAAGGCCAGGAUGCUUCAGAUGAGAGCGGGAAGAUCCCAUUGGCGGCCAUGCAUUUUCUGCGAGAGGCUGGUCACAUGGAUUUGUCUGGCAAGGACUACACAUUCAGCAAGCGAGGUCUCGCUUUCUACAACCAGGCUGUCAAACGCACAGCAAAUUUCCUUCGCGCAGGAGAAUAA
Molecule: messenger RNA, 2751 nt
Organism: Symbiodinium sp. CCMP2456
Lineage: Eukaryota; Dinophyceae; Suessiales; Symbiodiniaceae
Source: the annotation of a GenBank genome assembly